Molecule: messenger RNA, 207 nt
Organism: Knipowitschia caucasica
Lineage: Eukaryota; Metazoa; Chordata; Actinopteri; Gobiiformes; Gobiidae
Source: the annotation of a GenBank genome assembly
AUGAUCAUGCAGUACACUCUGUAUGUCCUUUAUGUGUUCUCCAACCAGUCCACUCUGGAUCUGAGGCCUGGAGCCAUGACCCGCUCCCCGUUCAGAAACCACCAGCUGCAGGCCCGUCUGUCCUCAGAGCCCUGUGGAGAUGUCCCACUGUGCAGUGACCUAACCACCAAGAACACCACCAAGAACAUCAUGGUGCUAGAGUCCUGA